Molecule: messenger RNA, 1170 nt
Organism: Daphnia pulicaria
Lineage: Eukaryota; Metazoa; Arthropoda; Branchiopoda; Diplostraca; Daphniidae
Product: magnesium-dependent phosphatase 1-like
Exons: 4
Coding region: 208-891 (227 amino acids)
Molecular function (GO): acid phosphatase activity
Source: RefSeq, a predicted model, not a curated record
AGUGAAACGGGAUUUCUAGCAGAAUGCAACUCUGGCUGGGAGGCGUUCUUGUUAUUGUUGAAUUUUCCUUCGUGAUGAAUAACGUCUGCUCACCGUGCCAAAAAGGACGUGAAAAAAAGUGACGUGACGCGCAGUAUAAUGGAUUAAUGCAUCAGUGGCGAAGGGCUGUGUCAGUUCAGUGCAAAAGUUUGUGGAUUCAAAUAUAUCAUGAGCCUCAGCCGCCAAACAUCAACUGGAUCAAGUGGUUCCUCCCGAAAAGCUUCAAUCGGGAGUAUCAACCGUAAAGCUUCAACUGAAUCUACAGGAUCUGGCAGAAGAUAUUCAACUUCUGGAUCUUAUAAUAAUGGAAUUGCCGUACUCACAGAAAACAUUUCAGUUCUACCAAAGUUGAUUGUCUUUGACUUAGACUACACGUUAUGGCCACUUUGGAUUGAGAUGUACAGUCCACCUUUUCACAUGGAGAGCCACAGAAAUGAACCUCAAGUAAGAGACAAGGGUGGACGAAUUGUCAACCCGUACCCAGAUGUGAAGGACAUCAUAGUGGAGCUGAAAGAGUCAGGCAUAGAGCUGGGCAUUGCUUCUCGAACACCAGAAAUCAAGGGAGCACGAAGACUGGUAGAGACUCUGGGCUGGGACAAGUACAUCCCUUUCAAAGAGAUUUACCCGGGAUGCAAGACAACCCAUUUUGAAAACCUCUGCAAGCACACUCAUAUUCCACUGAGUGAAAUGUUGUUUUUCGACGACGAAGAGCGUAACAUCAAGGACCUCACCGCUGCUGGAGUGGUCUCUUGUCUGGUCGACGACCGUGGAGUCACCAGGAAAGCAGUCAGAGACGGUCUAUUGAAGUUUGAAAAAGAGCGAAGCCACGAUAAAGAAGUCCAAAGCAAGUAAAUGCAGCGAUAGCAUUGAUAAUACUAUUAUACAUAUAAUAUGAGCAGUGCAACAAAUUUUUCAGUUCAUUUUGUAUAAUUCUGCUAUUUACCUCGUUUGCUUUAAAAGCAUCUCUCUAAAAUUAUCCUAGCGCUGAUCUGAUCGCUACUUAUUAUUAUAUAACCCAGUUACAAUUGUCAUCACAGCAUUUAAAUAGUUGUAAUAAUGUUUCGAUCUUCCCAAAAGUGCAAUACAGAUUAUUUGGAAAAUGGCCCAAAACCGUGUGCCGUUUCAACCUUA